Messenger RNA from Plutella xylostella (diamondback moth), 1139 nucleotides. RefSeq lists its product as uncharacterized. NCBI's taxonomy places the organism in Eukaryota, Metazoa, Arthropoda, Insecta, Lepidoptera, Plutellidae. The record is from RefSeq and is a predicted model, not a curated record.
CUCGUCAUUCAUUUCCGAAUCCCAGAAGAUUCCGCCAGCAUUUUAAUGCUUGGGUUAAUAUUACUGGUGAUUUUGGCAUGAGUAGUGAAGAGAUUUUUAAAAAGAAGAAAGUUUGUGAUGCCCAUUUUACAGAAAGAGAUCGCAAUCGCAACCAUCGAUUAAAUAAUUUAGCUAUUCCAUCUCUUCACUUGAAUGGCUUUCACGGAAAGCUUACUAUUGCUACAAGUGCAACUGUCGCUCAGAAACCGGAAAUGGAUACCCAAUAUGUUGCAGGUUUGAACAACCAACGUGACCACAGUAAAGCUACUUGUAGCCGCACCGGCACUGUUGAGAAGAUGCACAUUGGAUGUUCUUCUAUAAUAGCUCACAAUGCUAUAGCACCUGCAUUUACAGCAACAGAUCGGACAGAAAGUCAAGUCCAGAAAAUGGUACCAACAGGUUUGAACAACCAACGUGACCACAGUAAAGCUACUUGUAGCCGCACCGGCACUGUUGAGAAGAUGCACAUUGGAUGUUCUUCUAUAAUAGCUCACAAUGCUAUAGCACCUGCAUUUACAGCAACAGAUCGGACAGAAAGUCAAGUCCAGAAAAUGGUACCAACAGGUUGCUGUUCAGAGCAUUUUCCUGUCACAGUGGACCAUAAUUACUGUAAGAAAGCUGAAAAAGCGAAAACUUCAGCUCAGCCGUCUUCUGUCAAUGCCAAUAAGUACAGGACAUACCAGAAAAAAAUCACGAAUUUAAGAAGAGAUAUUUAUCGGCUACGAAAAAGUGGCCAAUCCUUCAAGGCUCGGCUUGCACAAGCUGAAAAGCUGUAUAGAAAAAGCAGUUAUAAAAAAUUAAUCAAAGACAUGACACCACAGGCAAAAUUGUUUACCUCCAUGCAGUUGCAAACAAAAAAAAAACAGAAGGGACGACGUUUUCGCCUAGAAGAGAAAGUUUUAUCUUUAUCUUUAUUUAAGAGAAGUCCGAAAUGUUACGCUUUAGGGCCGAUUUUUCAAUGCUCAGAUAGACAACCAGAUAGCGUUUAUUCGACAGAUAGCGAAAUAUUGAAUUUUUCAACCGUCAGAUAGAACUUAUUCGUCCAAUAACUCAGUUAACUGGAGAAUAAAUCUAUCUGCUGCUUGAGACGCCAGAUAGUG